GGAUUCUUCUCUCUCCUCAGCCUCCUAGGAGUUUCUCAUUCUCUCUGUUCUCUAUUCCCAGCUUAAACCCGCCAUGAAGACGUUCUGGCUUCUGUUGCUGACAUCCGGCCUCCUCUCCCUGAUGGUCACAGGUGUUGACAGACAUCCUGGUACAGUUCACGUCAGGUUCAAAUGUAUACCAAAAACAGCAGCCGGUUUUGGUGACAAUUGCCCUUUCUAUGGCAGCGUGGAUAGCCUCUGUAAUAAUACGAAAUCUGUAUGCUGCAUGGUACCUGUGAGACUGAACAAUAUAUAGAGCACUGAAGCCAUAUGAAGAAAAUUUUACCACUGUUUCAAUAAAGUGAAACUUCCUCUGGAAAAUGCUUUUGUCAGAA
This is a messenger RNA of Arvicanthis niloticus (Nile rat), 374 nucleotides long. Its product is annotated as beta-defensin 50-like. The record is from RefSeq and is a predicted model, not a curated record. NCBI's taxonomy places the organism in Eukaryota, Metazoa, Chordata, Mammalia, Rodentia, Muridae.